Messenger RNA from Dioscorea cayenensis subsp. rotundata (Guinea yam), 2544 nucleotides. Its product is annotated as heat shock 70 kDa protein 16-like. Gene Ontology annotation, biological process: protein folding. The record is from RefSeq and is a predicted model, not a curated record. NCBI's taxonomy places the organism in Eukaryota, Viridiplantae, Streptophyta, Magnoliopsida, Dioscoreales, Dioscoreaceae. The coding region runs from base 96 to 2276 and encodes 726 amino acids. Gene Ontology annotation, molecular function: ATP-dependent protein folding chaperone; ATP binding. The transcript is spliced from 9 exons. Gene Ontology annotation, cellular component: nucleus; cytosol.
UCCCUCUCUCCCUCUCCCAUUCCCACGAUCACUCCCUCCCCCUCCCUUCUACUUCGUCUCCGACGAACUCUCCGACCAUCAUCGCCGCCGCUACCAUGAGCGUCGUCGGAUUCGAUGUCGGCAACGACACUUGCGUGAUCGCCACCGUCCGACAUGGCACCAUUGACGUCCUCCUCAACGAUGAGUCCAAGCGCGAGACCCCCUCUUGCAUCUCUUUUUCCGACAAGCAGCGUCUCAUCGGCUCCUCCGCCUCUUCUCUCCUCUACCCCUCCUCCACCUUCUCCGACAUCAAGGAUCUCCUCCUCUCCCAACCCCGGAGCCAACAUCGUGUCUCGUUUCUCAAUCGUGAAAUCACUCUCACCCCUGUUCAUCUUCUUGCGAUGUUGCUCUCUCAUCUGAAGCUUAUCUCUGAACGAUCCCUUGGAACCCCUGUCUCCGACUGCGUCAUCUCCGUGCCCUCAUUCACCGAUCAACUCGGGCGUCGAGCUUAUCUCCAUGCGGCUCAGAUCGCAGGCUUGAAACCGCUUCGUUUGAUCCAUGACACGACGGCGACGGCAUUGGGAUACGGCAUCUACAAGACCGACUUCUCCGACGGCGAGAUCCGUGUCGUCUUCGUCGAUGUCGGCCAUUGCGACACCCAGGUCUCCGUCGUGGUCUUCGAUAGUGGUGGUUUGCGUGUUCUCUCGCACGCCUCCGAUCGCCGGCUCGGCGGGCGUGGUUUUGAUGAGAUUCUUUUCAAGCAUUUUAGCAAACAGUUUGAGGACGAGUAUAAGAUCGAUGUUUCUUCGAAUGCAAAGGCUAGCAUUCGGCUGAAGGCAGAGUGCGAAAAGGUGAAGAAGGUCUUGAGCGCGAACGCGGAGGCUUCGAUGAGCAUUGAAUGCUUGAUGGACGACAAGGACGUGAAAGGGUUUAUCAAGCGAGAGGAAUUCGAGAGGCUGGCAUCUGGGUUGCUGGAGAAGGUGCUGUUCCAGUGCAGGAAUGCUCUGUCAGACGCCGGCGUGGUGGUCGAUGAAGUGCAAUCUGUGGAGCUUGUCGGUUCUGCGUCAAGGAUCCCGGCGAUCACGAGAAUUUUGUCCUCGUUCUUCGGUAAAGAACCAAGCCGAACGCUCAACGCGAGCGAAUGUGUCGCCCGUGGCUGUGCGCUUCAGUGUGCUAAGCUUACCCCUUUGUUCAAAUCGAAGAACUAUAAGGUGUGUGACUUGUUGCCUUACUCUGUAGGUUUUGGGUUGGAAGCCGGCCAUGUUUCUAUGAUUUUCGACAAGGCACUUGUCUCAAAAGGAGAGCCUCUUGCAAGUAUUAGAGAUCUCAGUGUUUCUCUCCGAAGAGGCGAAUUCAAUCUGCAUGCGUUUUAUGCUGAUAAAAAUGGACAGCCACUUGAUGCUUCUCAGAAAAUUACUUCAUUCUUUGUUGGCCCUGUUCCGACAUCUGAUGGUAAGGAUUCCGUAGUCACAGUUAGAAUUCUUCUAGAUAUUAGUGGAAUUGUUACUCUGGACUCAACGGCUUUAUUGAAUGAAGAUGACACCAAAGAUCCAGUUUCAAGUGAUACAAGUUGCUCAAAUUCAUAUAAUGCAGAACCUGGACAUGUUAUUGAGAUUAGAACAUCUGACAAGUCUGAACCAGCUGUUGAUGGUCAAAUUAAAGGAAGGCCUUCUAGAAGGCUUGACAUACCGGUUUCUAUGACUUUGUAUGGUGGAAUGACCCCUGCUGAGUUAUCUGAAGCUCAGUUGCUCGAGAUGAAUCUAGCUCAUCAGGACAAGCUUGUUGAACAAACUAAAGAAAGAAAAAAUGAACUGGAAGCUUAUGUUUAUGAAGUUCGCAACAAGCUUUUGGAGAGAUACCGUAUCUUUGCAACUGAAUCAGAAAGAGAAGGAAUUUCUAAGAGCCUCCAACAAACAGAAGAAUGGCUCUAUGAUGAAGGGGGUGAUGAAACAGAAAAUGUCUACACCGGUAAACUGCUAGAGCUGAAGAAGCUGGUGGAUCCCGUGGUCAACCGAUUCAAAGACGAAGAAGCUAGACCUCAAGCAAAAAGGGAGCUUUUGCAAUGUAUAGUAGACAACAGGUUGGCUGUAGAAUCAUUGACAACAUAUGAACGAGACGCUGUCUUCAAUGAAUGCAAUAAAGCCGAACAAUGGCUGCGAGACAAAAGCCAACUCCAGGAUUCCUUACCCAAGAACAGUGACCCUGUGUUGUGGUCACAUGAAAUCAACAAAAUGACCGCAUCAUUAGACACAUCAUGCAGGCAGAUACUGAAGCAUAGAGCUCCUCAUUUUGGGUAAAAAGGACAUGCAAACAGAUUGAAUUAACACAUGACCAUGGAAUUUGUAACUAAUUCUUAACCCUCAUUUAAUUAAUUAAUUUUUUUUUUCUCUCUGAUCAGGAUAACACCAAUUGUUUUAAGGCAUACAUGCUAGUACAUUUCCAUAUGUUUUCCAUAUUGUAAAUAUAAAGCUUCCUCUUGAGUUUGCUGGUCACAUUGGUACACUCAGCCAACUGUUGCUGGUUAAUGAGGAAUUAGUUACACUAUUCAUUGUAGAAGUUUUUACA